Cantharellus anzutake is the source of this 1112-nucleotide messenger RNA. RefSeq lists its product as uncharacterized. Bases 152 to 862 code for a protein of 236 amino acids. Gene Ontology annotation, cellular component: cytoplasm. The record is from RefSeq and is a predicted model, not a curated record. Gene Ontology annotation, molecular function: phosphatase activity. NCBI's taxonomy places the organism in Eukaryota, Fungi, Basidiomycota, Agaricomycetes, Cantharellales, Hydnaceae. The transcript has 14 exons.
CAUGUGGCGUGUUUUCCCACGCUCAUAUCCUCUCUACUGCGAUUACGAUGAUUCCGAAGCCUUGGCCAGAUAAACCAUCGGUAUUGCACGAAUUUAAGGCCAUUCUCCUCGACGAGUUCAUUCAAUCCCAUCCUGACACGAUCCCAGUCGUAUGCUUAAUGUGGACGGGAACAAGUGCAAGCUAAUUUUUGCUGCUCGGCAUGGACAGGGGUGGCAUAAUGUAGCUGAGGCGAAGUACGGCACCAAGGCAUGGAAUGAAUACUGGUCUAAGCUGAAUACUGAUGGGGAGAUAAUUUGGGGCCCCGAUCCCAAACUCACGCCUCUUGGUGAACGAGAAGCACAAAAAUUAGGCGGUCCAUUCACGUUGGGUGGAGGAAUUAACCUCAAUGAUCUACCAGAAGUGAAGGCACGAUUCUCCCCUCUAGUAGUUGAGUAUAUUCGGGAGACCAACGGUGAACAUACAUGCGAUAUGCGACGCACCUAUGGGGAAAUACACUCCGACUUUCCAACCUAUCGUUUUGAAGGAAGUUUUACUGAACAAGAUGGGCUCUGGACACCAGAGCGAGAGACGGAUACUCACGUAGCGAUACGUGUCAGGGAUGUGUUGGAUCGGAUAUUUGAAUCGGAUGCCAAUCUUUUCAUUUCUAUCACUUCUCAUUCAGGUUGGAUAGGGGGUUUGCGUAGUGUAACAGGUCACCACGAUUAUAACCUCCCAACUGGUGCCUCUGAUAAUCCAAGCAACUCCCAUAAACAAGCACAACUUUUAAAAGCACGCUAUCAAGGUUGCAUGAAUACAAUGGACUGUAUUAUAGUUCACAGGAUGCAGAGUAAUGGUCAACCCAACGACGGCCGCACUUGUUAAGAUAUCUGUCUACUACUCCAUGGAGUUGGCGCAUGAGGGCUUGGUUCGAAUCGAUGAUCUCGUGAAGUUCAUCUAGACAGCAUGAGUAUCACGGAAGAUCUAAUUGGGUAAACACAUACCCUUCUUAGAAUGUUGAUCGGCAGCAUUCAGUGCCUUCGAAAUAUCGAAGAGACUAGCAUGCAUCAACAACUGAUUGUACAACAUAGCAUCGGUGUACUGGUGCACAAUAAAAAGGAAUCAGCCAUCGCAU